Molecule: messenger RNA, 3528 nt
Organism: Apiotrichum porosum
Lineage: Eukaryota; Fungi; Basidiomycota; Tremellomycetes; Trichosporonales; Trichosporonaceae
Exons: 4
Coding region: 1-3528 (1175 amino acids)
Molecular function (GO): lipid binding
Source: RefSeq, a predicted model, not a curated record
AUGUCCUCACCCGACUCCAAAUCAUCCGCUGCGCCGCCGACGCCCUCGAAAAUGGUCCCCAUCGAUAUCAGUUCAAAGCAACUCUCAGAAUCGCCAACGUCUACGACCCCAGACUCCACUGCAGCGGACUCUGCAGACGCAAAGGAAAGCCUGGAUUUGCCCAAGUUUCCCACACUCCCUGCUGCCCCAGCUCCCCGCGUCUUUGGGCAAGGUUGGUCUGCGUCGCACAAAGUGCCGACCGUCGCGCAAUGGCAAGGCAUCAAGGACAAGCACGAGCAAGAGGCGGAAGAGUAUGCUCGUAUCAUGGAAGCUCGUGAAGAGGCCAUGGCGAAGGCAUCAGCUCAGAGCUCCGACGACCAUUCUCCUGCGUCUGCCAACUCACGGGCUAGCACUGUCGACGCGACACAUGAUGUACAAAAGCCACCAUCAGCAGACCGCAAAGAGGCAGCCAGUCAACCGCAAGCGUCUGUCGCCGAGACGGAAAAGCAGCGUCUGAUGGAGCAGAUGAAUUCUAGCAAGGAGAAGCCUACUGAGCGGUUCAAGAAGCGUAAGGGCGAGCGCCGCGUGCGUGACCCCAUCACUGGUUCCGAGAUGAUUGUCAAGGAUGUGGACAAGAAAGGCAAGUUCUUACCCCGGUCAACUGAUUCUGACCGUUCAGACUUUGACAGCACGAGGCCCCGUACGCUUGGCAGCAACAUCCUGUACCAGACAUACCCCCCGCCCAUCCCCGAGUCCUUCCACGGCAUCACGCAGCGUGUCAACUAUGUCAAAGUUGCCAUGGCAGGAAGCUUGGUAGUGCUGUGGUUCUUCUCCCUGGGCGGCGGCUUUAUCAAGUUUAUCCUUCGCACUAUGCUCUACGCCACUGUGGGGUUCGGCCUCUACUCUCUCCUCGAUCUCUUGCAGCGCAACAUUGAAAAGGAAAUGAACGCGUCCCGUCUCGACUUCAAUCGUUCACGCGGUGAAGCCUUCUCACCUCCGUUCCCGGAGAGCGUCGAGUGGCUGAACGGCCUGAUCAAGCUCGUGUGGGGCCUUAUUGACCCAGUCACGUUCAUUUCUGUUGCCGACAUGAUCGAGGACAUUCUGCAGCAAUCACUACCGAGCUUUGUCGACGCUGUGCGCAUCACCGACAUUGGCCAAGGCAUAAACCCUCUCCGUAUCACGUCCAUCCGCGCUCUGCCCGACCAACCCCUCGAGCCGGGAUACCCGCGCACUGACUGGAUUGAUGAGGGCGAGGGGGUCCCGCUCAAGGAUACUGCCGGCAAGGAACUUGAAGAGGACCAGGCUGGCGACUAUUACAACUUUGAGGCGGCGUUCUCGUACUCGGCCUUGCCUGGACAGGGCACGUCGCUGCGUGCCAAGAACAUUCACAUGCUCGUCGAGUUCUUCCUCGGUGCCUACGACUGGUUCCACAUCCCCUUGCCCAUCUGGAUCCAGGUUGAAGAGAUUUACGGCGUCGUUCGUCUCCGCAUCCAGUUUAUCCCCGAGCCACCCUUCGUUCGCAACGUCACGUUUGCACUUUGUGGUGUCCCGGAAGUUGAAGUCUCGGCUAUCCCCAUGUCCCGUCACCUGCCCAACAUCCUUGACCUGCCGUUCAUUUCCGGCUUUGUCAAGUCUGGUAUUGCGGCCGGCACAGCUGAGCUGUCGGUGCCCAAGAGCAUGACCAUCAACCUCAAGGAUAUGCUCUCUGGAGCGCAAGUCGGUGACACUCGUGCUAUCGGCAUCUUUGUCGUGACCAUUCACUACUGUGUUGGACUUUCGGCACAGGAUUCCAAUGGCAAGUCGGACCCUUACAUCGUCCUCGCGUAUGCCAAGUACGGUCGUCCACUCUACUCUACACGCAUCAUCAUUGAAGACCUCAACCCCGUGUACGAGGAGACUGCAUUUCUCCUUCUCACCAUCGACGAGAUCAAGGAGAAGGAAGAGCUCUGUGCCAUGCUCUGGGACAGCGACAAGCUGAGCGCCGAUGACCUCGUUGGCCGUGUGCAGGUCCCUGUUGAGGAACUCAUCCAGACCCCGAACCAGAUGUACCGCCGCGAAGAUGGUCUCAAAGGGUUUGAGGACGCCAACGAAAUGCCCGGCAAGCUGGUCUGGUCGAUUGGAUACUUUGAAAAGGCCGCUUUGCUCAAGUCACUUGAACGCGACCCCACUCUCGAGGAGGCGCGCCACGCGACCACCGAGCCCUCGGGCCCAUCUCGCGAGAUGAGGCCUGACGAUGCCGCCCCGAACCCUGCCCGUGCCGACCUUCCUCCACCCCCACCGGACCUCACCAAGACCCGCCCCGACCCACAGUUCCCAUCUGGUAUCCUCUCCAUUGUCUUGCACCAGGUCAACAACCUUGAGCGCCAACAUCUGGAGGGCAAAUCGGGCGACGACCGUGAAGGCGAGGCGGGACAGGAUACCGACGACCCGAGCCAGCAGACCACAAACUUGCCUUCAGGUUAUGGCGAGUUCAUCGUCAAUGACGACCUGGUUUACCGUACCCGUGUGAAGCAGUACACGACCAACCCGUACUUUGAGGCUGGAACGGAGAUCUUCAUUCGUGAUUUCACCACCGCAGAUGUCCGUGUCGUGAUCCGCGACUCUCGCCUGCGCCAGGCCGACCCCAUCCUCGGCAUUGUCUCUGUCCAGCUCUCUGAACUGUUCGUCGAUGCCUCGACAGUCACGCGCACCUUCCCCCUCCGCGAGGGUCAAGGCUUUGGCAAGGCCAAUAUCUCGUUCGCGUUCCGCGGUGUCCAGACUGCCAUGCCCGCGCACAUGCGUGGUUGGGAGACUGGCACGCUCAUCGUGUCCAACGUCCGUCUCAAGCCCGACCCGAAUUCCAAGAAACUGGACCUGCGCGAAAUGUCACUUGGUGUCGUCACGCACGAGUCUACCGAGACAAUGAAGAAGCGCGAGGCUGCGGUGGACGAUGAGAGCAACCUCAUCAGAUGGGACUCUGACCAGCUCUUCCUCCCCGUGUAUGGACGUUACCAGUCGCAGGUGGUGUUUGAGUUUGGGCGUUCUGGUCUUGGCCAGCUUGUCGGUCGCGGCAAGCCCGACGCCAUUGCCGUCCUGUGGCUCCAGGACCUGACGGACAAUCUAGAGGCCGAGAUCGAACUUCCGGUCGUCGUCGGUCCGGACAUGCACGUUCUGCGUCAGCAGGUCAUCAACGACCAAACACGCGAACACCACCCGUUCGAGAUUGUGGGAACCGUCUGGGCCAACAUUGCCUUUUCGGCCGGUCUCGACCUCGAGCACGACAGGCUCCGUCUCGCCCAGUCCCGCCGCCACGCCAUGGAGGCGUACAUGGCCGUCGAGGGCGACAGCGAGAUUGCCAGGCGCCAACAGAGUUUCAUGGACGACGGCGUGAUCGACCGCGACGAGAAGCGCGAGAUGAACAAGGCCCACCGCCGCGCGCUCGAGAGCCGUGGUCGUGGCAUGGCCCAGGUCGGCGCCUACCGCAGUGUCAAGUGGAUGGGACGUGGUCUCUAUGACCGUCUCCCAGGCAGGAAAAAGACCAGAGAGCCGACGGUACAGACCGAGGCAUAA